AUGUCCGACUCCACGACAUCGAGCCCCGCUCCGGCGAGCGAUGCAGGGGAUAUGGACUUCGAGCCACCCGCCAGCUUCACCGAUACCUAUUUCUUUCCAGCCUUCGCUCAGCUGCAGUCAGAAUACCACCUCGGCCAGCCCAUCUAUGAGGAGGGGGAGACGUGGUGCCUUCUCGCCGAGAUUGAUGCCGCGUCUACAUCGGCUGGUAAUCCGUUCUGUCUAGUCUGCCAUGAUCGCAACGGAGACAAUUUCAUCAUUGGAUUUGACCUCAGCAAAGGUCUUCGCUUCACGCCGAGUCAGUUCAAGGUUGGAUACACCAUCGCGGUGGUGUAUGCAAAGAGGGUCAACUUUGUGGAUGGCACGAAGGGUGUCCGGGUUGCGGAUUUAAAGACUUGCCAUGAGUGUAUGAAAGCUGGAAAGGAUCGCAAGAAGCAUAAUGACGACUGCAAUGCACUCAAAGAUCCGAAUAUGGAAGCCCUUCUGCGCAUUAACACAAGGGACGCUAUGGAAGAUACUCCGUUCGAAUUUCCUGGUUAG
Molecule: messenger RNA, 537 nt
Organism: Colletotrichum siamense
Lineage: Eukaryota; Fungi; Ascomycota; Sordariomycetes; Glomerellales; Glomerellaceae
Exons: 2
Coding region: 1-537 (178 amino acids)
Source: RefSeq, a predicted model, not a curated record